Messenger RNA from Pediculus humanus corporis (human body louse), 609 nucleotides. Its product is annotated as GTP-binding nuclear protein RAN1, putative. Bases 1 to 609 code for a protein of 202 amino acids. NCBI's taxonomy places the organism in Eukaryota, Metazoa, Arthropoda, Insecta, Psocodea, Pediculidae. Gene Ontology annotation, cellular component: trans-Golgi network. The record is from RefSeq and is a predicted model, not a curated record. Gene Ontology annotation, molecular function: GTPase activity; GTP binding. The transcript is spliced from 3 exons.
AUGGAUGACUAUAAAUUUCUAUUUAAAGUUGUUCUAGUGGGUAAUGCUGGAGUCGGGAAAACUUGUUUGGUUAGACGUUUUACACAGGGCCUUUUUCCUCCUGGUCAAGGAGCAACAAUAGGUGUAGAUUUUAUGAUUAAAACACUUGAAAUUGACAAUGAAAAAGUCAAAUUACAAAUAUGGGAUACUGCAGGUCAGGAACGUUUUAGAUCUAUUACUCAAAGCUAUUAUAGAUCAGCACAUGCUUUAAUAUUAGUUUAUGAUAUAAGUUGUCAGCCAACAUUUGAUUGCCUUAAUGACUGGUUAAGAGAAAUUCAAGAAUAUGCCAGUAGUAAAGUCCUUAGAAUUCUAGUGGGCAAUAAAAUCGAUAGGGAAGAUAGAGAAAUACCUACCCAUGUCGGAGAAGAUUUUGCCCAAAGAAAUUCAAUGUAUUUUAUUGAAACAUCAGCAAAAGAAGCUGAAAAUGUUGAAAAAUUAUUUAUGGAAAUUGCAGCUGAACUAAGAGAACAAGCAAAAAGUAAAGAACUUGUUAGGUAUGAUACAGGGAGCACAAAUCUUCACAGUAAAACAACAUCAGUAGGAGAAAACAAUUGCUGUAGCAGAUCAUAA